Messenger RNA from Plenodomus lingam JN3, 468 nucleotides. RefSeq lists its product as uncharacterized. Lineage: Eukaryota; Fungi; Ascomycota; Dothideomycetes; Pleosporales; Leptosphaeriaceae. The record is from RefSeq and is a predicted model, not a curated record.
AUGAGUCGACACAACAUGAAGGACGGCGAUAUCACGCAGCUGGCUUUAGAUACUAGGGAGAAGAUUAGAUUGCUGCGCGACAAUUUAGACAAGAUCAGCAGAGAAUUUGAAGAAUUCAUCAAGACCGAAAGGUCCGAAAGUCCCAGAAGAGAAAGAUCCUCCAGUCCACUCCUGCGACUGAAACGCCGUCUAACAGGCUCGGACAGCUCUUCUUCCAAGGAGAGCCUGCCUAGUCCUUCUUCCUGGGAAGAUUCGCGCAACGAUUUGAAGAGACGUAUCCGCGUACUCGAGGACGAGCAGCAAGAUCUCGACCAAGUGGUGGCUGAUUUCUUUACUCGCAAAAACAUGGCCCUACUCCAUGUGUCGAAAGUCCGGCCCGAGGACGAUGGCGUUUUCCCUCCAGAGCCAGAAAAGUCACAGUUGGCAAAUAUGAGGGGUCGGAUCCAGGGCAUGUUGAAGCAGCUGUAG